UACAAAUGGCUUCGGUUUGGUUAAUUAUUACCAUACUUCCUCUAUUUCUUCUCUUCAGCUCGUGGCUGUGGGUGCUCAGAAGCCACGCCAGAUUGCCUCCUGGUCCUAAAGGAUUUCCAAUUUUUGGAAGCCUUCAUUUGUUAGGAAAGCUUCCACAUAGAGCUCUCCAUCGCCUAUCUCAAAAGUAUGGCCCUAUUAUGCACUUGCGAUUAGGCCUUGUAUCCACCAUCGUAGUCUCUUCUCCCGCCGCCGCCGAGCUCUUUCUCAAAACCCACGACCAUGUUUUCGCCAGCCGCCCACUCAUCCAGGCCUCCAACCACAUUUCUUACGGUCGAAAGGGUCUGGGGUUCGCUGAAUAUGGACCUUAUUGGCGCAAUAUUCGAAAAAUGUGCACUGUCGAGUUGCUUAGCAAUCUCAAAGUUAGCUCCUUUAGGUCAAUGAGAAGCGAGGAGGUUGGGUUGUUGAUCGACCAUCUUCGAGAGGCUGCAAAAAGUGAUGUGGUUGUAAAUCUUAGUUCAAAAGUUACGUCUUUGGUUGCGGACAUGACGUGUUUGAUGGUUUUUGGGAAGAAAUAUGGGGAUGAGCAGUUGGACGAGAGGGGUUUCAAGGCUGUGAUACAAGAGGUGAUGCAGUUGGCGGCGGCUCCUAAUUUGGGAGAUUUUAUUCCCUAUGUUGCUGGGCUUGACUUUCAAGGGUUCAACCGUCGUGCAAAAUCUAUUAGUAAGGUGAUUGAUGGGUUUUUGGAGAGAAUUAUUGAUGAACAUCUUCAGCCAAAGAUUGGAAACAAAACUAAGGAUUUUGUUGAUGUUAUGUUGGACCUCAUGAACUCCCAAGCAACAGAGUACCAGAUUGAACGAUCAAGUAUCAAAGCCAUAAUUCUUGAUCUACUCGCUGCGGCAGUUGAUACUUCAGCCACUACAAUUUCAUGGGCACUAUCUGAACUCAUCAAGCAUCCACUUUCAAUGAAAAAAAUACAAGAUGAAUUAGAAAAAGUGGUUGGUUUGGAUAGGAUGGUUGAAGAUUCAGACUUGUGUAACUUAAAAUACUUAGACAUGGUAAUUAAGGAGAUUUUCAGGAUGCAUCCACCCGCUCCAUUAUUAGUUCCACAUGAGUCUCUUGAUGAUUGUACUGUAGAUAAUUUUUACAUUCCUAAGAAAUCACGGAUAAUAGUGAAUGCAUGGGCAAUUGGACGAGACCCAAACGUUUGGAUCGAUGCAGAAAAGUUCUUUCCAGAAAGGUUCAUUGGCAGUCAAGUGGACAUAAAAGGAAGAGAUUUUCAACUUAUUCCAUUUGGAUCUGGUAGAAGAGGUUGCCCUGGGAUGCAAAUGGGUCUUAUUGUGGUUCGUUUGGUGUUAGCUCAACUUGUGCAUUGUUUUAAUUGGGAGCUUCCGAAUGGUACGUUGCCAACUAAAUUAAACAUGACAGAAGAGUUCGGUUUAACCUGUCCAAGAGCAGAAGAUCUCAAGGUUAUUCCUAUUUAUCGUAUUCUUUAGAGAAAAGRGUUAAAACUAUUAUUUGCUUGCUUUGCAUAAAGGUAUAUAUAAUGAUCGGUGUAAAAUGUUUAAAUUUCUCGAUAAGUAAUCACAUUAAUACUAAAUCAAAGUCCCAAGAUCCAAAGUCAUGCAUGUGCUUGACACACUUAUUAAUGCAAACUUGUCGUGGACUCAUUAUAUGAAA
Momordica charantia (bitter melon) is the source of this 1677-nucleotide messenger RNA. RefSeq names its product cytochrome P450 71AU50. The record is from RefSeq and is a predicted model, not a curated record. Gene Ontology annotation, molecular function: iron ion binding; oxidoreductase activity, acting on paired donors, with incorporation or reduction of molecular oxygen; monooxygenase activity. Lineage: Eukaryota; Viridiplantae; Streptophyta; Magnoliopsida; Cucurbitales; Cucurbitaceae.